Molecule: messenger RNA, 1638 nt
Organism: Chroicocephalus ridibundus (black-headed gull)
Lineage: Eukaryota; Metazoa; Chordata; Aves; Charadriiformes; Laridae
Gene: NHERF4
Product: NHERF family PDZ scaffold protein 4
Exons: 8
Coding region: 1-1497 (498 amino acids)
Biological process (GO): protein localization to plasma membrane
Cellular component (GO): apical plasma membrane
Molecular function (GO): signaling receptor binding; protein-membrane adaptor activity
Source: RefSeq, a predicted model, not a curated record
AUGGCCACACAACCGGGCUAUGCUGGGGCGCAUCCUCAGCUGAGGUGGUGUGGGUCACGGCUGCCAAUCCCAGCUGCCUGUCCCAAGAAGGUCUUCUCUGAGUUGUUAACUCAGGAGAGAUGUGGGGACAGUCCAAGAGGGAUAUCCCCUCCUGGCUUUCCGCAAGGAAGAGGAGGGACUGGAGCUGUGGCCUCAGCUGGCCCUUUCUGGGAGGAACGGGGCUCCCCACAGCCAUGCUACUGCACUAAUGCAGCCUCUCCCACCCUUUAUCAUUGCAGAAAAUUUGAAUUUAACCCCAAAGAUGGGAUCGACAACCCUGCCUUGUCGCUGGCUGAGGACACGGAUGGUGAAGGCGUGGGGGAGCCCCGCUUCUACCUCCUGAGCAAGGACAGCACGGAGACCUUUGGCUUCUGCCUCCAUGAGGAGCUGGGCUGCCAGGGCCACGUCAUCCGGCAGGUUGAGCUGGGGGGGCUGGCCCAGCGCAGGGGACUGCAGGAUGGUGACCGGCUCCUCCAGGUCAACGGCCACUUUGUAGACCACAUGGACCACCGCACGGUGGUGCAGAAGAUCAAGGCCAGUGGGAACCAGGUCCUACUGGCGGUGCUGGAUGGUGGCUCCUAUGAAGCAGCCAAAGUCCUGGGCAGGGACCUGUCCCAGAUGCUGCCGGCUGACAUCCGCCCGCGCCUCUGCCACAUCACGCGGGACAGAAGUGGUUUUGGCUUCAGUGUGUCAGGUCCAGAAGGCGUGAAGGGCACCUUCCAGCUGUCGGUGCGGCAGGAUGGGCCAGCAGAGAGGGCAGGGGUGCCACCAGGCUCCUGGCUCCUGGAGCUGAACGGAGCCAGCGUGAGGAGCUACUCACACGCACAGCUCGCCAGAAAGCUUAAGCAGAGUGGCAACAAGGUGACACUGCUGGUGGCAUCCAGUGCCGUGGAGGAGUUUUACCGCCUGCGGGGUCUGCAGAUCACAGCUGCCUUGGCGGACACCUCCUGGCUCCCCUUCAAGGUCCGGGAGCUGCACAUGGUGAAGGGUCCAGCUGGCUACGGGUUUCUGCUCAAGGAAGAUGAUUGCAUCUCAGGGGCCAUAGGCCAGUUCCUGUGGGAUGUGGAUGCGGGGCUGCCAGCUGAGCAGGCAGGGAUGAAGGAGGGGGACCGUCUCCUGGCUGUGAAUGGUGAGAGCAUUGAGGGGCUGGACCACCAGCAGACAGUGCUCAGGAUCCGUGCCCGUGAUGACCAGGUGACGCUGCUGGUCAUCGACCCUGCUGGUGAUGAGUUCUACCAGUCGAUCGGGCUGUCCCCUCUGCUGUUCUUUGUGGAUGGUGACCCUGCCUCAGGCUCCCGCAGGCCCUCCCUGCCCUCUCCCAGUGUGUCCCCUGGACUCUGUCAUGUUGAGGUGGGACCAAAGGGACCUGGGUCCUGGCUGGUGGCUGCUGCCAACAGUAUAGAGAUCACACAGAGCCUGCGCCAGGAGGAGCACAGGAGGCUGCACCAGGCAUUCUAGCGGCUCAGGACCACCCUGCCUCCGGACAGGCUCUCCCAUACAGUGCCUCGACUCAGGCCACAUCCAGCCCCAUGGUGCCUCCUGCCCGGCUCCCCAGAAAGCACGGUGCUGCUCAGCAUGGCUGUUGCAUGCAUAGCUGCU